Molecule: messenger RNA, 4204 nt
Organism: Neogale vison (American mink)
Lineage: Eukaryota; Metazoa; Chordata; Mammalia; Carnivora; Mustelidae
Gene: OCLN
Product: occludin
Exons: 9
Coding region: 200-1765 (521 amino acids)
Biological process (GO): bicellular tight junction assembly
Cellular component (GO): bicellular tight junction; apical plasma membrane; cytoplasmic vesicle
Source: RefSeq, a predicted model, not a curated record
AGGAGGAGGAGGAGGAGAAGGAGUGGAAGGGGACUGACUGAAUUCCUAGCCGAGUUCCCGGUAGGUGCGCUCGCCAAGUAAGCGCGUCCUUGGGCUCCCGCGGUCCUCGGAGGGUCGGCGGGGCUGCCGUGAGUAGAUCGGCUUAUUCUGGGGAGCUGCGGGGCAGUGCCUGAAGAGCAGGUGAUCAGUGACAUCAGCCAUGUCGUCGCGGCCUUUUGAAAGUCCACCUCCGUACAGACCAGAUGAAUUCAAGCCCAAUCAUUAUGCACCAAGUAAUGAUGUCUAUGGUGGAGACAUGCACGUCCGACCCAUGCUCUCUCAGCCGGCGUACUCUUUCUACCCAGAAGAUGAAAUUCUUCACUUCUACAAAUGGACCUCUCCUCCAGGAGUCAUUCGGAUUUUGUCUAUGCUCGUUAUUGUGAUGUGCAUCGCCAUAUUUGCCUGUGUUGCCUCCACACUUGCCUGGGAUCGAGGCUAUGGAACUGGCUUACUGGGUGGCGGACUAGGCUACCCUUAUAGCAGUGGCUUUGGUAGCUACGGAGGUGGCUAUGCGUAUGGUUAUAAUUAUGGUUAUGGCUAUGGAGGCUACACCGAUCCAAGAGCAGCAAAGGGCUUCCUCCUGGCCAUGGCGGCCUUUUGUUUCAUUGCCGCAUUGGUGGUAUUUGUUACCAGCGUUAUACGAUCUGACAUAUCUAGGACAAGAAGAUACUACUUGACCGUCAUAAUACUGAGUGCUAUCCUGGGUGUCAUGAUGUUUAUCGCCACCAUUGUCUACAUAAUGGGAGUCAACCCAACUGCCCAGGCUUCUGGGUCUAUAUACAGUACACAGAUAUAUGCCCUCUGCAACCAGUAUUAUGCGUCUACAACUACUGGGAUCUACAUGGAUCAGUAUUUGUAUCACUACUGUGUGGUGGAUCCCCAAGAGGCAAUUGCCAUUGUACUGGGGUUCAUGGUUAUUGUGGCUUUUGCUUUAAUAAUUUUCUUUGCCGUGAAAACCCGAGGAAAGAUGGAUCGGUAUGACAAGUCAAAUAUUUUGUGGGACAAAGAACAUGUUUAUGAUGAACAACCCCCCAAUGUCGAAGAGUGGGUUAAAAACGUUUCUGCGGGCACACAGGACAUGCCUCCUCCCCCUUCUGACUAUGUGGAGAGAGUGGACAGUCCUGUGGCCUACUCUUCUAAUGGUAAAGUGAAUGACAAGAGGCCCUAUCCGGAGUCUUCCUACAAGUCAACACCGGUGCCGGAAGUGGUGCAGGAGCUGCCAGUGACCUCGCCCGUGGAUGACUUCAGGCAGCCUCGCUACAGCAGCAGCAGCAACUACGAGACGCCUUCCAGAAGAGCCCCCACGAAAGGCAGAGCAGGCAGGUCCAAGCGGCCGGAGCAGGACCACUAUGAAACGGACUACACGACUGGCGGCGAGUCGUGCGACGAGCUGGAGGAGGACUGGAUCAGGGAAUAUCCACCUAUUACUUCAGAUCAACAAAGACAACAGUACAAGAGAAAUUUUGACACUGGCCUGCAGGAAUAUAAGAGCUUACAAGCAGAACUCGAUGAGGUCAAUAAAGAACUCUCUCGUCUGGAUAAAGAAUUGGAUGACUAUAGAGAAGAAAGUGAAGAGUACAUGGCUGCUGCCGAUGAGUACAAUAGACUGAAGCAAGUUAAGGGAUCUGCAGAUUACAAAAAUAAGAGGAAUUAUUGCAAGCAGCUGAAGAGCAAAUUGUCACACAUCAAGAAGAUGGUGGGAGAUUAUGACAGACAGAAAACAUAGAAGACAAAUGGCAUACACUUGAGAAAUUAAGAAGUAUUUGACAUCUCUGCAAUGUUGUCAGAAGGCAAAAUGACUUUGGAUUCUAACCCAGGAGACCAAGUCUUUGUGAUCAUUACAAAGUUUUGGUAGCUUUAAUAUCAUCAGUAUUCAAGCAUUUUAUAACUAGCUUUUGAUAAUCAACUGGGCUGAACACUCCAUUUAAAGAUUCUAGGCUUUAAACUUUGGCUGCUGUAUUAAGGACUGACUGACUACAGGUUGAGGAUUUUAAACCUUGAAGGAAGGUCCCACGGUGACCUGUGCUGUGAACUUGCACAGUCUUCUGUUAAUACGUAAGUGCGCUCAUUAGUUCCCAUAGGCUAUCUCGUCCAUUCCUCCCGGAGUUCUGCCUUCAGAACUGUUAUUUAUAACCAUUCCUUCUCAGGUAAGGAAAUUCUGUCCCUGCAGUGAAGUGUCUGAGUGAAAAUGCUUGUUUCCUGGCUUGCAGUGUUGGUUAAGUCUGUUUUGUGACUUGAGUCCAUGAAUAAAGUCCCUGGCCUUUCAUAUGUUAGCUAACUCUGUUAGCUAACCAAAACCUUCCUGUUGAUUUCUUUCUGCGUAUCAAUGGUGUUAAAAAGAGCUUUUAUUAUUUUAUGUUAUCCAGAUAAUAAAGAUCAUAUAAAAAUAACAAAUUAUGGGAACUUAAAGAUUGUAUAUAGAUUCACCUUUUAAGAAUCAAAAUUUAAAGCUCCUGGUUAGAAUUCUGUUGUGUAAUCUAAAAUACUUUGUAAUCUUUUAUGGUUUACAUGCAUUGUUGUUUUUUGUUUUUUUUUUUUAAACCAACUAGGCUUUUUCAUUAUAUCAGAGUAUCUGAUGAUGUUGCUGAUUCAGUUGUGACUUGAAUUGAACAAUGUUCAGGUUCUGUACAUACUUUCUAAGGUAUUAAACCUAGUGUUGUGUCUCUUUCAUACACUUGUUUUACAUCAUUAGUGCUGUUAAGUUUUGGAAAAUCAUACUCAGUUUUAUCUGUUCAUGUUUUAAACUAUUUUGGGUGCUGUGCUGGUUGCUCACUUUCCCAGUCUUGGCUAUCAGAAGGAUGAUUUUUCUGGAAAUAGAAUGCAAUCCCACAAAACAUGAAAUUACUUCAGAUGGUACCCUUGGUUCACCACUUGUUUUUUAAAUUUAAAUUUUUAUUAGUGAAGUGAAAUUAGCUGAUAGUAUGGGCAUAUAUAGUGAGCCCAGUUGGUUGUGAUUAUCCCCUCAGUUUAGAACUGUUUUUGUGAAAAUUUUUGAAGAAUAAACUUUAAAUAAUCAUUAGUAUACAAUUCAGACAUUUAAGUAUGUAAUUCUUUAUAUACAAGUCUGAAUCAUUUUCCAAAGAUAUAUCUUAAAAUAAUUUUUCUAUUAUAACAUUGAUUCAUUUCUUCAAAUUGAAGAAAUUCUUAAUUUUCCAUGUGCCUUACAUACUUACUACAAAAGGUGAUAGUUUAUAGUUUUCAUACCUUUUGGUUUUACACCAGACAGUAAAGACUCUCUUGAGCAACUUAACUCAGUUUUAUGUAUGCUAAAAUUGAAAUUUCUUUGUUCUCGGAAGUCAGUGUACUUAGAUUAUGAAGAUGGGAAGGUUGCUGGGGUUCUGACAAAACAAAAGUGUACAGCUGAAUGAACAGAAUCAAAUAGCAUGAAUUUCCAUUAUAAAAUUGUGUCAGAAAAUUGGACUUAGAAAUAAAAUAACAAAACCAUUUCUCAAAUGUGUUACUUAAAUACCUCUUGGGAUUAAGCAGCUGGAUGUAACUUUAAGAACCACUUUAAGGGCCAAAUUCUAGUUUGGAAAAUUAAAGGUUUAGAUUAGACAUCAGAGGUCUCAUACAGCUCUGACCUGAGAUGCUUGCUUCUGCAGUCUGCCUUCUAAUAUAAACAGUUGUUCCAGAAGUUCUGUUGGGAAAGCCUGUGAUCCUGCUGAUCCUGCACACAGGGAUUCCUUUAUGUAGGUGAUUUUGUAUUAAAAGUAGAUAAGAUCAAUAUUUUAAUUUCUCUGUAUUUUGAAAAAUUUAAAGAAAUAUAGAAAACUAUAAACAUAUGUAUAUCCAUCUUCCAGAAAGAACAGGUGUUAGUUUUUUCAUAUAUGCCAUGUAGUUUUGGAAAUAAAUUGAAGGCUACUAGUAUUUAUAGUAAAAGUUAAACUGUAUACACGCACAUAUAUAAAAUUAUCAUUUAAUCCUUAUAACAUUCCAUUGACAUGUAAUCAUUUCUCAUCUUCAUUUAACAUGUAAGAAAACUGAUUAUGUGGUAGGUUGACUGGUCCCCCAUCACACAGUGGCAAGUGAUUAAAUAAGAUUGGAAUCUUGGUCUGUUGGAGUAUUAGGUUCUGUACUCCCGUUCUGGGUUGACUGUCACUAAAUUCAUUGGUUGGGUAAGAUGGGAUUGCUCUGUCUGGUGUUAAUAAAAUAUAUUUUAAGAGUA